ACUUUAUUAUAUAUAAUAGUGACUUUAACCGCUGCAAUAAGAAUGAAGCAUUUUUUAUUUGUUAUAUCACUUCUAUCGAUGACAAUUAUGAGCUUUGCCGUAGACCUGAAAACUAUAUACGAAUGGAAAUAUGUUGAUUAUCAGUGGUACAGUCCGCGAGAGAAGCAGAAAGCAAUAGAUUCUGGCAAUUAUAACGCAAGCUCGUGCGUUUUAUAUGAUGUAGACAAGGCACCAGAUGGUAGAUUAUUCGUUACUUCGGGAAGAGAGAAGGGUGUACCAGCUAGCGUGAUGACGGUAACUGACAAAGUGGGAGAAGGGGGUCCACUUCUGCGUCCAUAUCCAAAUUGGUACUGGUAUAAAAAUGAUAAUGAUAUGGAUAGGUGCGAAGGCAUUACUAGCGUUUAUCGAAUAUAUAUUAGAGAGAAUUAUCUUUUUGUUCUGGAUUGUGGCAAAAUCGGGGAUGACCAAGUCUGUGACGCAAAACUAUUAGUCUUUGACUUAUUAACUAAUAAGUUGAUUAAACGUGUUAUUAUUCCAUACGAUAUCGCUAACAACAAAAAUGGCACUGGAUUAUUGACGACACUUACUGUUUUUGUCCCUCCUUGUAAAAAUAUAGAUACUGCAACUGUAUUAAUAGCUGAUACAACAGGCUAUGGUUUAGUGAUAUUCGACAUGCAUACGUUAACAUUCUGUAGGAUAGAAUCUGAUUUCAUGAAACCAACUGAUACCAUUUCCGAUAUAGAAAAUCGUAUUAUUUUCUCGAACGGUGGUAUUUUUGGAAUGACACUCGAUAAUGAAAAAUUAUAUUACGCCCUUUUGUUGGGGAAGGAAAUAUAUAAGAUGAAAUUGCCGCAGCAAUCAGAAUGUUUGUUAAGUGAAAGCGAGAUUGAUAACAAAACAGAACUAACGGAUAUAUUGUCAGAUCAGAUAGGACCGAUUGCAUCCAAAGAUCAUGUAAUAUUUUAUAGCAAUAUCCCGGAAACAUCCAUAAUGUGUGCGGACACUUCUAAACAAAUUAACUCCAACAACUCGGAAGUCAUCGCGCAAGAUUCUGAAAAAUUGCAAUUUCCAAGUGCAAUGAAAGUUGUCCCUAAAUCGAAUGAACUACUGAUCUUGACAAACAGAUUUCAGCGUGACAUUAAUGACAUUACAUUAGAUAUAAACGAGAUAAAUUUCCGCGUUUUGUCUAUGGAUACAAAGAAAAUGCGAAAGGAGACAAAAUGUUUUAAUUCUUGCGACAAAGAAGAAAGACACAAGAAGUGUCUUAAACCUCCACAUAAGAAUGGAUCUAAAGAUGGACUUCCAAAAAAUCAUAAGGGUAAACCUAGAGAUGGAUUUCCAAAAAAUCAUAAGGAUAAACCUGAAAGUGAAUCUCCAAAAAACCAUAAGCAUGGACUUAAACUUCCAAUACCAUAAAGAACAAGAAU
Molecule: messenger RNA, 1427 nt
Organism: Formica exsecta
Lineage: Eukaryota; Metazoa; Arthropoda; Insecta; Hymenoptera; Formicidae
Product: major royal jelly protein 3-like
Exons: 7
Coding region: 43-1416 (457 amino acids)
Cellular component (GO): extracellular region
Source: RefSeq, a predicted model, not a curated record